Closterium sp. Naga37s-1 is the source of this 1368-nucleotide messenger RNA. Lineage: Eukaryota; Viridiplantae; Streptophyta; Zygnematophyceae; Desmidiales; Closteriaceae. The record is from the annotation of a GenBank genome assembly.
AUGGUCAGUCGCACGUGUCACGUCACGCCACGUCUCGUCCCCUCGCCCCCGAUCCGCUUUCUCCGCCGUGCCGCCAUGACCGCUGCUGCGGCCCGCAUCGCUCUUUCCCACUCUAGUUUUUCACGGCCGCCGAACGGCAUGCGCGGGGGAGAGCGGGAGGGGGAAGGGGAGGAGGGGCGGGAGGGAGAGGAGGAAUUCGCGGAGAUUGGCGAGGGGGACGAGGAGCUGGUUGAAAUCGACUCCGGAGACGAUGACGUCCUGUCUGCCGACUUUGAUGACGACGACACGCCUGCUGAGCUCGCAGACGAUGGCAUGGGGGGCGAGGAGGGCGAGGAGGAUGAGGAGGGAGGGCAGGACGACUCAGUGCAUGUGUUUACGGCGCACACAGACUGUGUGUACGCCGUGGCGUGCAGCCCUCUCCCGGGCGGCAGAGUGGCAUCGGGCGGCGGGGACGAGGUGGCGUACCUGUGGACCAUCGGGCAGGCGGAGGACCCCGUCAAGCUCCAAGGGCACAGGGACAGCAUAGCGGCGGUGGAGUUCAGUGGGGACGGGCGGUGGGUGGCCACGGCGGGGCUGGACGGAGUGGUCAUGCUGUGGGACGCCGCCUCGGGGGAGAGGCGCCACCGCCUUGAGGGGCCCGGGGAGGGCAUCGAGUUCCUGACGUGGCAUCCACGUGGCGCGGUGGUACUGGCGGGGUCGGAGGACCUGACAGCGUGGAUGUGGAAUGCGGAGACGGGGGCGUGCAUGGCCGUCUUCACGGGGCACAGCGCUGGGGUCACCUGUGGGGCCUUCUCCCCCGAUGGCCGGGCAGUGUGGACGGGGUCAACGGACGGGUCCGUGCGCUGCUGGGACCCGCGCUCUGCCGCCACCACCGCCACCCUCGCAGGGCCGUUGUUCCACAGCGACGCCAUCACGUGUCUGGCCAUGGCGCCACAGGGCUCAGUGGGCGCGGCUGGCUCCGCCGACCACACCACCGCCCUCUUUGGCCUGCAGCAGCCCAGGGUGUUGGGGUUACUAACAGGGCACACAGACUCGGUGGAGGCGGUCGUCUUCAACCCCCAGGGGCCAACGGUGGCAACGGCAUCACUGGAUGGGUCAGUGCGCAUAUUUGACAUCAACUCGCUGCAGCUGCGCUCCACCUGCACACACCAGGACGGGGUGGUGCAGAUGGCAUGGGCGCCCGCAGCACCAGUGCUGGUGACGGCGACAGCAGAUGGAGCAGUGCACGUGUGGGAUGCACGCACGGGGGCCGUUCAGAAGACCCUGCGUGGCAACCGUGAUGCCGUGCUCUCCCUUGCCCUCACCCCUGAUGGGACCUUUGCGGUGACGGGGUCGGACGACCACACGGCGCGUGUUUUCGAGCUCUAG